GCGAGAAGAGAGACAAAAGCCAGGGUUUACAGGGUCUUGCGGAUGAUGACGAUGAUGAUCCCAGGCGGCUUUCACGGCGCUGUAGCGACCAAGGUGGAAAUUGAGAACGGCGCUAACAUGGAGAACCGCUGGGAGAGACCCGCCACUAAUACGGGCUUGCUUUCAGGCCCUGUCUCCCUGCGCAUUGUCUCGCUUUUUGCUGGAUGGUUUGUUGCUUGCUUGUGCUGCCCCCCGAGGCGUUUGGUCUGAAAAAUAUAUAAGACCUUGCUGAUCGUCCCUGUGAAACAUUCUUUCGAUCCUUCCAUCCUCAUCACCACCAUCUUCUUCUCUUCUCCUCUUACACACACACAACUCACCACCACCACAACAAUCACAAUGAAGUUCAUCGCCGCCGCCUCUCUCGCCCUCGCUGGCAUUGCCACCGCCCAGAACGUCCAGUCCAAGCCCUUCAAGCUUGUUCUGUCUUCCGACGAUGCCAAGUGGAACGGCAAGGGCGUUUCUGCCUGCCACGUCGGCGCCGCCAUUGAGUCUCUCUGCAUUGGCGACCACAGCAUCGACUUCACCUUCAACACCACCGAGGGUGCCCAGCCCGCCAUGGACGGCUACAGCCCCUCGGGUCUCAUCACCUGGUCUCUCCCUGCCAGCCCUCCCAUCCCCGAGGCCAUGAGUUUCACCUACCAGCCUUCUUCCGACCUCGCCCUUCCUCUCUUCGAGCCCGGCUACGGCACUACCUACGUCUCUUUCCGCGACUCUGAUGGCCAGCUCAACAUCAUCUCCUACCUCGAUGACACCGUCUCCCCUGCUGUGUACAAGACGGAGGCUCUCAGCCAGUGGUACGUCUGCCUCAACAACUACUCUGGCUACCAGUACAACAACCUCAACUGGUUGAUGGGCAAGAACACCAAGCCCCAGAACCCCAGCUGCUCUGCCGUCACUGUCAACCGUGUCUGGUCCGAGUAAGGGAAUUUCUUUUAAGAAGAGCACAGAGCAGAGGACGAUAAUUAUAAUGAAUCGCUGACAGUUCUUUUGCGGCAUUGUCAAGCGUGUGUAUAUGUCUUAUUUUUGACGACUCUAUUUUUCUGUUUAUUGUUAGCCCAUGCUUGCUAGAAAGGCGUAAUGCAAAAAAUGACACUCUAUUAAUAAUACACAUCUACUCUU
This is a messenger RNA of [Torrubiella] hemipterigena, 1158 nucleotides long. The record is from the annotation of a GenBank genome assembly. Lineage: Eukaryota; Fungi; Ascomycota; Sordariomycetes; Hypocreales; Clavicipitaceae.